Molecule: messenger RNA, 1545 nt
Organism: Ictalurus furcatus (blue catfish)
Lineage: Eukaryota; Metazoa; Chordata; Actinopteri; Siluriformes; Ictaluridae
Product: macrophage mannose receptor 1-like
Exons: 6
Coding region: 113-1288 (391 amino acids)
Source: RefSeq, a predicted model, not a curated record
GGGUCGAGAGAGGACGGUGAUGCUGUAUAAUAAGAGGUUUGUUAUGUUCAGGUGCAAAAGCUGAGAAGAAGAACAGAAGCACACAUUACCACAAACUCAACACACACCCUGCAUGGAGUUCAGGACUUACAUGAGAUACAGUAUGGUUUGUCUCAUUUCAGUGACCCUGCUCUUGUCAGUAGUAUGUGGUAUAGGAGCAUAUAUUCCUCAUCGCUAUCAAUUUGUGAAUGAGAAUAAAACCUGGAGUGAAGCUCAGAAUUACUGCAGAGAGAAAUACACUGAUCUGGCCUCCAUCAACGACAUGGGAGAGAUGAUGAAGCUGAAUUACACACUGAAGAUGGAAACUGUAAAGAAAGCUUGGAUCGGUCUACAGAGAGAGGGCACUGGGGAAUGGAAGUGGUCUCUGGCAGACCAAACUUUCUACAGAGACGGAGGCACUUACAGAAACUGGAGUAGUGGACAACCAGACAACUACGGGGAAAAUGAGUUCUGUGGUUCCAUAAUAAAAAGCGAUGGUUCCUGGAAUGAUGUUAACUGUGGUACAACAUUGCUUUUUGUGUGUUAUGAAGAAAAGAACACUAACACUAAUAGAUACAUGUUUAUUAAUGAGAGAAAGACCUGGUAUGAUGCUCAGACCUACUGCAGAGAGAAACACACCGACCUGGUCAGUGUGAGGAACAAAACUGAGAAUGAUGAGAUCUGGAAAGUGAUUCAAAGUGCAACUGAUGUAUAUGUUUGGAUUGGUCUGUUUAAAGACUCCUGGAAGUGGUCAGAUCAGAGUAAUUCCUCAUUCAGAUACUGGAGCUCUGACAAACCCAGUGGAGGUUUGAACUGUGCUGCAGUGAAUGUGUCUGAUCAAGACCACUGGACCAAUGUGGACUGCACAGAAAAACUCCCCUUCAUCUGCCAUGAGAAGAGACUGGUCUUGAUUAAUCAGAGUCUGACCUGGUGGGAUGCUCUGAACUACUGCAGGAACCAUCAUUAUGACCUGGUCUCAGUGCGCUCUGAGAAGAUGCAGCUCUGGGUGAAGGAAGUGGUUCAAAACACCUCCACUGAACACGUGUGGCUCGGUCUGCGUCACGACUGCGUCCAGCGUAUCUGGUUCUGGGUUUUUGGAUCGAUGGUCUGCUACCAGGACUGGGCCCCGGGGAAUGGGACAUGGAAUGAAGACUGCAGCCAUGAGAGGAGAAGCGGAGCAGUGCAGCCUGGAGGAAAGCAGCAGUGGAUCGAACUGUCUGAGGGCUACAAACUCAACUUCAUCUGCUCUACCUAUGACGAUAUGUUUUAAUAACAUGAAGACUGAAGACAAGCUGUGGUCCUCCAUCUGUAUCCAACAUCAGCAGAUCUACAGUACUGUCUCUUUUAUACUCUUGCUAUAAUGUAUACUCUUUAUCCAGAUGUUUCAUUAUAUUUGUAAAAUUAUAUUCAGUAAAUUCCACAGGCUCCAUACAGCAUGACCUUUUCAUAUACACAGAGUAUGUUACCUAUAUUAUACUUGCUUUUCUUAUUAAUAGAGGGUUUAGGGCAGGGGUGUCCAAUCUGAUC